UUGAAAAAUAGUUUGUUGUUGGUGGAGGAAGAUGGCAGCCUCCUGGGGUGUAUCCCUAAAGGUGGUGGCACUGAGAGCAGUCACCCCCUGGUGGAGUAGCAGGCUCCGUGAGGCCUCUGUCAGACCUCAGGCGCUUUGGGAAGCAGCAUCCUCCAGCCCCAAGGCUGGUGAAGGGCAGAUCCAUCUCACGGAGAGCUGCAUCCAGGGUAUUUGAACAGG
This is a messenger RNA of Pteronotus mesoamericanus, 219 nucleotides long. Its product is annotated as iron-sulfur cluster assembly 2 homolog, mitochondrial-like. NCBI's taxonomy places the organism in Eukaryota, Metazoa, Chordata, Mammalia, Chiroptera, Mormoopidae. The record is from RefSeq and is a predicted model, not a curated record. The transcript has a single exon. The coding region runs from base 32 to 214 and encodes 60 amino acids.